Molecule: messenger RNA, 951 nt
Organism: Brassica oleracea var. oleracea
Lineage: Eukaryota; Viridiplantae; Streptophyta; Magnoliopsida; Brassicales; Brassicaceae
Product: protein TIFY 9-like
Exons: 5
Coding region: 111-665 (184 amino acids)
Biological process (GO): regulation of defense response; response to wounding; regulation of jasmonic acid mediated signaling pathway
Cellular component (GO): nucleus
Source: RefSeq, a predicted model, not a curated record
AAAGUUCAUGAAAUAUAUCCUUUUAUCAUUACUUCUUCUCGCGUCUCUUCUCUCUCUCUCGGUCUCUCUAUUUCUUGAUCUCUCUGCUUCAUCGGGAAAACAGACAAAACAUGUCUAAAGUUACCACAGAGCUCGACUUCUUCGGUCUUGACAAGAAUCAGACCAAUAACGCUCCAAAGCCCAAGUUCAAGAAAACUCUCGACCGUCGUCGCAGUUUCCGAGAAAUGCAAGGUGCGAUAUCUAAGAUAGAUCCGGAGAUUAUCAAAUCACUGUUGGCUUCUGGUGCUAACCGUUCCGAGUCAUCCACCAGAUCGCUUUCUGUUCCAUCUACUCCUAAGGAGGAUCAUCCUCAAAUACCGUCUUCUCCUGUCCACGUGCCUCUUUCCAGGCCUAGUAUGGAACUUGUCUCUGGAACUGUUCCUAUGACCAUUUUCUACAAUGGAACCGUCUCCGUUUUCCAAGUGUCUCCUAACAAGGCUGAGGAUAUUUUGAAGGUUGCCAUGGAGACAACACCAGAGAAAAACAAAUCGAUGGAGAAAGAUCUUUCGGUAAUCCCUCCGACCACCCUAAGGUCAAAGCUCUUUGGCAAGAAUCUAGAAGGAGAUCUUCCCAUCGCAAGGAGAAAGUCACUACAAAGGUUUCUUGAGAAGCGCAAGGAGAGGUAAUUGCUCUCCUACCUUCCAAGGAUUAACCCCAAAGCAAUUAAACUAAAAGAUUAGUAUCAACAUGUCCUUACUUUCCAACAUCAGCCUAAAACGAAACUCUUUAUCUUUUUUCUUUUUUUGACUGGGACGUGAAACCAAACCAGUUCAUCCUGCAUUUGGCUUCUCCCCAAAUCUUUUGGAAUGUCACUGCACAGCUUUAGUAUAUUACGUUUCUUUCUUAAGAAUAUACAGUAUCUUAUCUGAGUAUGUUGCCAUCUUCUUAAAUGAUUAUUAUUAUCCCUAAUGU